Pieris brassicae (large cabbage white) is the source of this 4195-nucleotide messenger RNA. RefSeq names its product cytoplasmic protein NCK1 (gene dock). The transcript has 7 exons. The coding region runs from base 383 to 1606 and encodes 407 amino acids. Gene Ontology annotation, molecular function: protein binding. The record is from RefSeq and is a predicted model, not a curated record. NCBI's taxonomy places the organism in Eukaryota, Metazoa, Arthropoda, Insecta, Lepidoptera, Pieridae.
CCGACUGAUGUGAAAAUUUUUAAUUCAUUUUACAAUUAAGUAUUAACAUUAUGUUUCUUGUGUGAAUAGAACAUAUAAAGUUUUGCAUACUUGUUGUAUGCAACACUAAAUACAAAAUUUCGACCAAUGUGGAGUGUGCCGUGUUCAGAAGCGUAUUAAAUUGCGAUGUCUGUCGUAGAUCACUAAGAGCCUUUUGAUUAGGUUUUCGCACGUCCUAUAUCGAACAAUCGUGGGUUUUUAUGCUAUUGCAAAACCACGGAAGAGUUAUUAUAGUAAAAAGUUUGAAGUUACGUAUGGUGUGUGGUGCAGUGCAGUGGUGAGUGGUGUGGACUGCAAUGAAGCAGUGAAGACGGCCGGGGCCGAUCCAGGGUAGCUGGGUGUCAUGUUGGAAACGCGGUCCGUUCGAGCCGCAGACUCGGUGUGGGCGAACAAGCCGCUGCCGGCGCCUCACGCCAUGGCCAACUCGAGGCACGGUAAAAGUGCUCAGGACGACGUCUGUUACGUGGUAGCCAAGUAUGAUUACGCAGCCCAGGGUGCGCAAGAGCUGGACUUGCGUAAAAACGAACGUUAUUUACUCCUUGACGAUUCCAAGCACUGGUGGCGGGUUCAGAAUGCUCGCAGCCAAUCUGGAUAUGUGCCCAGCAACUAUGUUAAAAAGGAGAAACCUUCUUUAUUUGACAGUAUUAAAAAGAAAGUUAAAAAGGGAUCCGGUUCGAAAACCUUGCCAUCUAGUGGUUCCCCUGUUCGUGGGGGCUGCGGCGGUGGGGCGGAGUCGCCUGGUGGGCGGCGUGUUGAGCCCACCGAAGCCCUAGGGACUGCAGUGGUCAAAUAUAAUUAUCAGGCUCAGCAGCCUGAUGAACUGUCUUUGACGAAGGGAACAAGAAUACUCAUACUCGAGAAGAGCAAUGAUGGCUGGUGGAGGGGGCAGUACCAGGGGCAUACUGGGUGGUUUCCAUCAAACUACACAAGUGAAGAAGAUGGUGAGGAUACAGUUCAUACAUAUGCCAUGGCCGAAAAUGUCCUCGAUAUCGUCGUGGCACUCUACUCAUUCACCUCGAACAACGAGCAAGAGCUGUCGUUCGAGAAAGGUGAUCGUCUAGAAAUUAUUGAGCGACCACCUUCCGACCCUGAAUGGUAUAGGGCCAGGGAUUCCAGAGGGCAUGUCGGUUUGGUGCCUCGGAAUUACUUGCAGGAACUGGCUGAUUACUUGGCUCAGCCUUACAGCGAGGCCAACGAGACCGUGCCCCGCGCAGUGGGUGGGACGAGUUCUAGUGGGGCGGGGCUUGGGACACGCGCGUGGUACUACGGGGCCAUCACACGCACGCAUUGCGACACGCUACUCAACCAGCACGGGCAUGACGGGGACUUCCUUAUACGGGAUUCUGAGACUAAUGUUGGCGAUUACUCGGUGUCUCUUAAAGCGCCGGGACGCAACAAGCACUUCCGUGUGCACGUAGAAGCAACGCUCUAUUGUAUAGGCCAACGUAAGUUUUCCACGCUCGAUCAGCUGGUCGCGCAUUACCAACGCGCGCCAAUAUACACAAACAAACAGGGAGAGAAGCUUUAUCUCGUCCGACCACUUCCAAGAGCCACGCAGAACUGCUGAGCGGUUCAGGUUGAGAAGUGACUCCAUGCGAUUCCAGACGGAAUCGGUCACUCUUCUCAGAUUUGAAUGUGUUAUAGUCAGUUUUGUAUGGGGCUGAUUCCGUAGAUAAGUGACUCAAUACUUAAGUAUUUGAUUCCAAACGGAAUCGUUAAACAGUGAGUUUAUAAAGGGUUAGAAUUUUGUUUGCUAUAGAGUCAGUUGUUAAUGGAGUUGAUUCCGUGGAGAAGUGACUCCAUACCUGAUUCCAGGCGGAAUCGGUCGCUGUUUCUGAAGCAACAGAUCUUUAUUAUUUGGUAAUGAGUCAGUUGUUUGAGGAGUUGAUUCCGUAGAGAGUGAUUCCAUACAUGAUUCCAAACGCAGUCAGUGAGCAUCAAAAUAUUAUUUCGUAUAGCGUCAGUUGUUUAUGGAGUUGUCGAUUCCGUAAAGAAGUGACUUCAUACUUAAAUGAUUCCACACGGAAAUGGUUACACUCUCGUUCCGCUUGAAUAACAUUGUGACGUAAAAUUUUCCAUUCUAAUUAAAUCUGUUGAGGUAGGAGGAUCCGCGACACUGAUUCCAAACGGAACGUGUUUCGUAUAAAAUUACAUGUUUAUUGACUUCGUAGAUACGGGAUUUUUUUCAUAACUCUAUGAGUUUGGAAUCAAAUCAGUAUCGAAUGUAAUCAAUUCCGUAUGGAAUCAAUUUUAUAAAUAAUUCUGUUUGGAAUUCAUUAUUCACAGAUCAUCAGUUUUGUUAGUAAUCAAUGCAGUUUGGAAUCGAUUCCGUAUGGAAUCAAUCUUAGUUUCUGAGACGAGACUUUGACAUUUACACUAAAUGUGACCUUGCGUUAAAAAUGAAUUUUUGAAUGUGUCAUAUAUUGGGCAAUGCAAGAAAAACCUCAAAAUUACAGUCUAUGGUUCCUCUUUAUCAAAAUAAUCCAAAAGUUUAUCGAAAAAUUGUGAAAAUAAUCUUAUUAUAUUUCGAAUUAUGCCUAUAUUGUAAAGGUAUUUAUGUCCAUAAAGCCUAGACAAAUCGUGUACUCACUACUUAAUGUUUUCACGCCCGGUAUAACUAACGACUAGUUAAAGCUAUCAUAUAACAGUUAACAAUGGUAUAGCAAUGUAUAUUAUAAUUUAAACCUUUUAAUAAGUAUGGGAUGUAUUGAUAUAUUUCUAUACCAAUGCGAUAACUGAUUUAACACAUAUGAAAUUGCUUAGUGAUGUGCUAUCGAUAUUUUAAUAGACUGACGAACCUUAAUGGAUUAGUGACGUGGCAUGGCCAAAUAACACGAAACUAUCGAUAUGCCACAUCACUACUAGCUAGUAGUCAUAGUAUAUUGCGUUGAAGCAACGCCCGUAAUAAACCAAAAAUUGGCUUGAGCGUUCUCUAUUAUAAUUAGGUAAGCAAUUUCUAUAUCAUAUAUAGAUGUAAGUUAGUGUAAUUUAAAUAUAUAGUUAAAUAUAUUGGACACACGAGUCGUUCGUCUAAAAGUUUACGAUUCGUUGAAGACCCGUUGUACACGGGGGAUCCGCAAAUUGUCCAGUGUAUGUACGGACUUGACGGACGCAUAUAUUGUGAUGUUUGGCUACUAUAUUAAUGUAAGUCACUAUCAGGGAAUGGAAACGCCUGGGAACGUGUUUUAUGAUGGAAUUUUAAUUGAGUUUUGAUAAUAAAAUUGUAUGGGAAACUUAAAAAGGCACAUAAAAUGAAAACUCUGUUUUGAUAAUAUAAUUGAUUGAUGCAAGGAAAAAUUUUGUGCUUUUCCCAUAAAACUCGGAAACCUAGGGAAUGGAAAAGUCUAACACCAGAGUCGACAACGAAUUAGUUAACUCAGAUCAGAUCGGGAUAAUACGGGGAUAAACAAUAUUUGAAAAAAAAAAGCAAGGAGUAACUACAUGAGUUGAUAAUUGUCUUAAUAGGUCUGUAGCGAUUACAAAAAUGUUUAAGCCAUACUCGUUUUUUUAACACAUCGCUGAAGUAAUCUUGGAAUUGCUAUCAAAGUUUUGCUGAUUUGGAUACUAAUUGAAAUUUCAAAUGAGUUAUAAAACCUCCUUUGCCUAAACCAUUGACAGCGACAUGCAAACGUCAUUGAACAUUUCAAAAUGUCAUACGUCAGACUAAAGUUACUUUUAAAAUGUAACGAAAUAUCAUUAGACAACUACAAAUGUGAUUGUAUAUAAAAGCUCUGGGAAAUCUCUAAUAGAAAAUGAUUAACAAAUUGAAAUAAUUGUUUAUCCACGUACGGGUCGGAAUCUCGGGGAUCUCUGACGUGGCUAUGCUAGUCAAUACGCCGGCAUCACACGCUUCGCCUACUAUACCAUAAACAGAAUUCGUUCAAGAGUGACAGAAAUAUUAGAAAAGUUAGUCUACCCACAUAUUAGAUUAACUUAACAAUGAUUUUACAUUUUUUUUCUCUUUUUUGCAAUUUUUUGUCUCGUUCCUUUGGCGCCUAUAAGGCGGCGAUCUUGCGUCUUGCGAUAGAAAUCUGGCAAUGUUUUUCUGUCUAUGCAGAAUGGAAUAAGGGAGCGUUCAAGUACCUAUUACGUCUUUUACUUGAAACUGGCGUUAAGUCAAAACUAUUGCCACGCAAUUUUUGGAGAUUGUUGACCA